AUGUCACGUUAUGAUUUUUGGCAAGAUGACAAUUCCAGCAGCUUUAAUUUUCCUCCAACUGACACUAGCCCUUCAGACACCUUUCUCAGGCAUGCAACAGACUUGUUCAACACUCUCACUGAAGAAGAGGAGCAAAUUACAAGGUCUCUCCCAAUCUUAAUUAGUCAACAAUCCUCAAAACAAGAUCAAGUUGACCUAAUUGAAGCUUAUGCGUUAGAACUUAAAAUCAGAAACCAGGAAAAAAUGAAUCUUUUAGAUUCAUUUUUAUCUCAUGAAAAAAGUCACAGCUUACAAGUCCGUCAAUUAGAGCAGGAAAUCAAAAAACUUAAAGAAGAAGCAUCAGCUGCCAAAAAUAUGAUUAAUAAAAGAAUCAACAGGAUCGCUGGCACAUUGAACGCUACUGACGUCUAUGACUGAAUCGUAGAUAUAGGACUUAUUACUGAUAUCAGUAAAAGUGGCUGGGAAGUCGAAUUUUCUGAAAAAUUCUGAAGCUCAUGAGGAAAGACGAUGGAGAGCCAAGCAGAUAGCAAAGGGGAAGUGAUUGUUAAAAAUGAGCCUAAUAUAAAAAAUGAUGCUGGAAAUACUUCUUGGGAUGGAGCAGUUGUUUCUGUAGUAGGACUUUAUGAUAAAGGUAAAACAUUUCUGUUAAACAAUUUAACAGAUUCUUACUUGCCUUCAGGAAAGAAAGUGAAUACAAGAGGUCUUUCUUUUAACUCCUCCCAUGAGUUUUUUCCCAAAAAAAUUAAAAUAUAAGAAUUUAUUUUAUAAAUAUUAUGAGCUAUUUUAUUUUUAUAAAAUUAACUUUUUAUAUUGUAUUUAUAUAUAAAAUAUUUUGCAUAAAAAAUUUUUGCCCGCUCAAGGAAGUAUUUUUUUAUCAAAAUAGAGAUUUUUACUUGUUCAUAGAGCAGAGGGAGCAAGCAUGUCCAAAUGGACACAGGCACGAAUUUAAUUUUGCUCGAUACUGCAGGGUCUUACUCUCCUGUAAAAGUACUAAACGAAUUUUCUGUUGCAGAAAAAGAAGCAACUGAACUCUUUAUUCUUGACAUGGUUUUUGAAAUUUCUGACUAUUUUAUAUGUGUUGUCAAUGAUUUCACCUCUCUUGACCAAAGAUUUUUAGACAAAAUCACUCGAAGUCUACAAAACUCGAGCACAAAAAUAUUCAGAGAAGUGAUUGUGGUUCACAAUCUCAAAGAUGUUGAAGAUGAAAAUGUUAUUAAUCAUAUAUGGGAAACCCAGGUGACACAGAUUUAUGGGUCUGGGAGUACUCAAAGUACCAAAGUUGCUGCAAAUUCUCCAGAGUCUAAUGAAUUGGUUGAGAAAAGUGUAAGCUGAUUUAAGACUGAUUAUUCACGACAUGUGUGCCUCGCAAAUGCUGACUCAGAAAUUGGGCAAAAACUAAACCCUUGGACAUUUUCACUAUUAAAAUACUGACUUAAGGCUGUUUUUGUGCCAGUAAAUAGGCCUUUAUCAGUUGUUGAAACAGUAGUAUCUAUAAUAAAAUCCAAGAUUUCUUCCUAUUUUAAAACCCCUGUCGAAGUCCAGCUAAUUAACGGUCAAAACCCUCUGAAGAAAAUAAUUAUAUGCAAAAAUAUGUCUCAAUCAGAAAGUCUUCGACUCCCCCAGUUUUCAAUGGAUUCCAGCGGCUUCAUAAUUUCUCGUCCAGACAGCUUUAUCCCUGCAGUUGACAUCAUUGAAGACUCAGCCUAUAAGAUCUACAUGGACAUCUCCGGCCUCUCCAAAGAAGACAUCCUCCUCACACGUCAAAAUGUCCUUACAGUCGUCCAAGGCCGCCGCAAGAAGCCCAACCUAAACAGCCCAGAAAGUGCCAGAGUGAUAAAACAGGAGCGGAAAUAUGGAGAUUUCGCCAUCAGUUUUAAAAUCCCUGAACAAUAUGAAAGAAGAUGGAACUCGUUUGAAGUAAAAGAUGGAGUCUUAAUGAUUGCCUAUAAUAAAGACGAAGAUGAAAUAAGUAAAAUGCAAUAA
This is a messenger RNA of Blepharisma stoltei, 1983 nucleotides long. Lineage: Eukaryota; Ciliophora; Heterotrichea; Heterotrichida; Blepharismidae. The record is from the annotation of a GenBank genome assembly.